Gadus macrocephalus (Pacific cod) is the source of this 8551-nucleotide messenger RNA. RefSeq names its product AT-rich interactive domain 2 (gene arid2). Gene Ontology annotation, molecular function: DNA binding. The record is from RefSeq and is a predicted model, not a curated record. Gene Ontology annotation, biological process: regulation of DNA-templated transcription. NCBI's taxonomy places the organism in Eukaryota, Metazoa, Chordata, Actinopteri, Gadiformes, Gadidae. Gene Ontology annotation, cellular component: SWI/SNF superfamily-type complex.
UAUUCAUCAUUAGAGUAAGCCUUGAAGUAGUUAAAGUGAUCCUUUGCAAGCAUACCCAUUUCCCCUGAUCCCUGCCGAUUAAUUGUUGAGAGGGCAGCUGUUUCCCCCAAUUCAGAAUUAAAACCAACCCUAUCCUGCUGGUCAAUGGAUGUGGACUUAAUCCGUUUUUUUUUAGUAUUCUUCGGUUCAAGCACUGGGGCAGGUGCAAAUAAAACUUCUUGACAAACGAAGAUACUUUUGAUAAUAUACCAACUCUACCGACUACGUCUCUUCAAGGAUAUAUCUACUCUCCGAGGCGUUGUGCCUAGUGGCCACCAGAUGGCGCUGUUUCUCCACAAUAGAGUAGUGAACUUGAUGGUAAGUGCAUAAAAAGCAGACCAGGGGAUGCUGAAGAAAACAGGCGGGUGCGAGAACGUUGUGUGCAAUUAGUGUCCAACUGCGAUCUUUUGUCUGGCUACUUCGGGGCCAUUGGCCUCGUUUGCGCCAUAUGCCUUGAAUGAGCUGUCACAACGCAUGGUCAUCUAGACGUGACAUUACCAGCAGCUGCACAUACAAGCAAAAUCCUACAUACAGUAUAUAAUGGCGUUGAGCACUUCACAGAAUUGCAAUAAGUUCAGGUAACAAAUGUCGAUGCUGAUGUGUUGUAUAUUCAAUAUGUUAUCAAUUAUGAAUGAGAUGCAUCUUAACCGUUAUUCAGUAUUUAAAUAACAUAGGCUAGUAUAACGUUUAGGGGAUGGCCUUAAGUUUUCAUUCGGAUGAUCAUAUUCAUACCAUGCAUAUCCAAGCAUGAACACGAAACUAGGUUUAUCCUAGAUAGAAUUUUAGUAAAAUAAUUAUAAAACACUGCAACUUUAUAACUAGUUGGACGGGGGUUUAUGAAGGUGGAGAUUAUGUAAUCAACAAUGAUCUACAUCUGAUGUUUUUGAACAGCCUCCCACAAUGACAUGUGUAUUCCAACAACCAUUGCAAAGAGAAGCCUCAUAUCAUGAUAGUCUAUAUUGUUUAUAAUGAUAACAGUGUAAUGUGUGAACCAUGUCGGGCCUGCUGUGGUUAGAAUAACCAGCGCGCGCUCACAAGGGCCAGAUAUCGCGCCCUAUCAGUUAAGCGCCUGCGGGAAACGAAUGUGUUGCUUAUGGAAAGGGAGAGGCGGUAAAAUGUACGUUAUUAAUAUCCACAUUUGAAUAUUCCUUGUUAACAUUUCCGUGUUCCCGAGUUAAAAGAAGGAGCUGGUCGGUCUAGCUGGCUGCCCGAGCGGUUAUUGGAUGGGCUCUGGGAGGCUAACUUUAGCAUUCAUAUAGCAUCGACCUUCGCGCAAACUGCAUUAAUCGAUACGUUUGAUCAGUUCCCAUCAGCACGGGUGUCGAACAACCGUCCACAUCACCAGAAAAGUCGGUAAACAACGUUCACCAUCAGACGUGUCCGGGUCUUUCCCCGUUCACCUCGACGCGUUAGCUCAUUAGCAUAGCAGGCUAUCGCCUCAACGAGCCGCGUCUCGUGAGCUGCUCAGAAUUCACUUCCUCGAAGACGUCGAGCCCGAACGUGCGCGAGGUGAACCCGGGCGGCGCAUCGCACGGCCGUCGCCCGCCGUAUGGAUUCGAGCCUCGGGUGGAUAAUGUGCAUAUCGCGCCUCCCGCGCUCCGCUGUCUACUGUCAAAUCCUCAAAAUGGGGUCCGCUAACGCGCGUCUCCGCCAUUUUGUGACAGGUUCUUCCCGGAGCGGAGGGGAGCGUGUAAUGGUUGAACCCCGUCAGGAGGAGGGCCGACUGGCAGCUCAGCAGGGAUCAGGAGAAAUAUCACACUAUCCCCAGAGGUUAAAAAAAGACCUUUGAAGAGAUAGGGGGAUUCAAUCACAACUUCAUAUCAAUAAUUACACUGCUGACACAAUAUCUGGCAUAAAAGUUAAGACGAGUUUAAAUAAUGCUUUAAUUGAAAUGUGCAAAAGUUCAAUAUGGAGGAGAAAAGCUGACAUUAAGAUGUUAUGUUAAACAUUUAUCAUCCCUGCCUAUAAUACUAACGUUCUUUUUAGUUUUUAUUCAACUGACAAAAAGGUAAUAAUCAAGUAAUCCAAUAAUCUAGUAUCCUAAUUAUAAAUCGUAUCCCCCCCCAACACGCUUAAUAAAAACACCGGGUACAAGUGGCGGUGAUUGGUUCAUGGACUCAUGUCAGAAUCCACUUCGUACCAGCACUGCGACCACACCAUAGCUUCCCGUCACCCUCAUCCCGACCGCCGAGUCACAAACUUUACUUUAAUUGCACAAACUCCGAGGCAGAGAUGAUCGCACAAGCAUCCCUGGCGAGGGAUCCGUUUACGGUGUGCAUAAAGCGGGGUUUCUUCGGGAGGAGAUGCUCCUGUUGGUGUUGUGUUCACUGGGCAAAGUUAACACAAGUAAACACAAUCAGAUCACCAGUGAUCUAAUCAAAGUGUAAAACUUUAAUGUGGAACAUUGUUAAAGUUAAAGUUUUCCACUUGAAUCGCAGAGGUCCCGUCCCCAUCCCCCCGCGGACCAUGUCAGCGCGGCCCUGACCGUUUCCGACGGGGGUCGUUAAGUUGCAGAUGAGCCCUAAAAGAGAGAACCACCGUCUAUUGUUCCGAUAGAGCGCGGCACACGGUGCAGUACCGCGGCCCGGCCGCAGGGGGCGCUGCGUGCAGCUCGGGCCCGCGGCCUCCACGUCUUUUUGUCUGCCGCUCUACGGUGUGUGUGUGUGUGUGUAUGGUGUGUGUGCGAUUGCUCGGAGCCGCGUCCGUAACACACUGUCAAACCCCUCCAAACGACUUACUAUCGCAUCCCGGAGCGUUAAUUAAACAUCUUUCACCGCGGCGUGUUGGAUCCACCGGGGAAAGCGUCCGUGUUUGCGGGUGUUCUCCUGAAGUUGGUCCUGGUGAAGCGGCGGCUCUGUGGGCAUCAGUCUUUAUUAGCGGGCUGCUGGCGCUCUCCGGGCUAUCAGCUAUUUCUUUAACUUUUUAAACACGCAGCUUCGCGAAUGACUGAGCGCCGGCGGAGUAUGGGAUCCUUGGUGUCUUAGGAAGCCAGUCAGCGGGUCCUGGGCCGUUUUUGCAUGCAAAACAAUGGCAAAUUCGACGGGGAAAAAUGUACCAGACCAGCGGAGGAAAGGACAGGCUUUCCUGGACGAGCUGCGGCAAUUCCACCAAAGCAGAGGAUCACCGUUCAAGAAGAUUCCUAUCGUGGGUGGGAAAGAGCUGGACCUGAAUGCGCUCUACAUCAGAGUCGUCUCUUUAGGUGGAUUCGCAAAGGUCUCCGACAAGAACCAGUGGUCCGAGCUCGGAGAAGACUUUAACUUUCCCCGGAGUUGUUCCAAUGCGGCAUUUGCUUUAAAACAGUACUACCUGAGAUACUUGGAGAAAUAUGAGAAAGUACACCACUUUGGGGAGGACGAUGACGAGUCGCCACCGGGGAAUCCCAAAAUUUCUCUUCCAAUCGGUGCAAUUCCCUGCUCCUAUAACUACCAGCAACACACUGUAUCAGACUAUCUCCGCCAAAGCUACGGGUUGUCGACGGACUUCGCGGCGCCGUGCGACUACAACAAACUGGUGCUGUCGCUGCUCUCGGGCCUGCCCAACGAGGUGGACUUCGCCGUCAACGUGUGCACCCUGCUCUCCAACGAGAGCAAGCACGCCAUGCAGCUGGAGAAGGACCCCAAGCUGGUGACGCUGCUCCUCGCCCACACUGGCGUCUUCGACGACUCGCUAGGCAGCUUCUCUGGAGUGUUUGGGGCCGACUGGAAGGAGAACACGUCCCGGGACUUCGUCAGGUUCUGGAAGGAGGUGGUGGAGGAUGUGGAGAUCAGGGAGCUCAUCUGGGACAGGAGGAGCCCAACACAUGACGGUACGUCAUCGGACGCCCCCGUGCCGGCGCUGUUCCACCCGCCGCGGGCGCCCGGCAUCAGCGACAUGGAGGCCCAGCGGGUGCUGCAGGUGGCGGUCAUCCUGCGCAACCUCUCCUUCGAGGAGACCAACGUGAAGCUGCUGGCGGCCAGCCGCACGUGCCUGCGCUUCCUGCUGCUCUGCGCCCACUGCAGCCUCAUCUCCCUCCGCCAGCUGGGCCUGGACACGCUGGGCAACGUGGCCGCCGAGGUCCAGCUGGACCCAGUGGACUUUCGGACCACCCAUCUGAUGUUCCACACCGUCACCAAAUGCUUGAUGUCCAGAGACCGCUUCCUCAAAAUGAGAGCUAUGGAGAUCCUUGGCAACCUGAGCAAGGCGGAGGACAACGCGGUGCUGAUCUGCGAGUACGUGGACCGGGACUCGUACCGGGAGGUGAUCGCCCUGCUCACGCUGCCCGACCUCAUGCUGCUCAUGUCCUCCCUGGAGGUGCUCUACCUCCUGGCCCAGCUCGGCGAGAUCCCCUGCUCCAAGAUCGCCUCGGUGGACCACAGCAUAGACCUCCUGGUGCGUCUCGUCUCGGUGGACCUCCACACCUUCGGGCCGGACGCCCUCACGGCGGUGCGGCUCAUCGAGCACCAGGCCAGCGCGGGCCAGGCGGCCGAGGCGCGCCCCCAGCUGGUGGAGCAGACCCCUGUCCCGGCCCCCGGGGCCCCCCUACCUGUAACACGUGUUCCAGCCCAGGCGACUCCUACACCCCCUGGCAUCGUGGAGCUGGACGGGGAGAAGUUUACGCUACAGUGGCUCAACGCCCACUUUGAGGUGCAGGCGGAGGCGUCUGUGUCGCGGUCGGAGGUGUACUCGGAGUACCUGGCAACGUGCAGCAAGAUGGGCCGCACUAACAUCCUGAACUCCACAGGCUUCCUGAAAUGCUUACGGACGGUGUUCCCCAACCACACCAUGCGACGGCAGGACGACGCCAAGCCGGGCAGCCAGGUGCAGAUCUUCCUGGUGGGGAUGAGGAGGAAGGCCAUCCCCCUGCCCAUCCAGCUGUACUACCAGCAGCAGCAGCCGGCCGGCCCCCCAGAUGAUGGCCGAGGCUGUAGCGCCCCCCCUCAGGUGGGGCAUGUGCACGGCGGUCUUCGUCCCCAGCUGGUGCGGGGCCCGGCCGGCACCCCCCAACCCGUGGCGUUCACCCUGCACGAGCCGCGGCACCCGGGCCCCCAGCAAGGGGCCCCCAGCCCGCUGGCCGCCGCCACACAGCAGCUCCGCGCGGGCCCCGUGCUCCAGAUCCCCGCGUCGACGGCGGUCAUCCAGAACCACAGUCCCCAGAACCCCCCUCCUCACCCCCAUCACCCCCAGCAGUCGCCGAGCGCGGCCCCCGUCACGCUCUUCAAGCAGGUGCCCCCCGGCCACAUCCUGACGGCCCGGGUGCAGGGCGUGUGCCCCCCCCUGGGGGCCACGCCCCAGCCCGAGGCCCCCAACGCCGCGGCCCCCGGCUCUUCCUCCAUCCAGAACUUCCAGGUGGCCGGGGGCCAGGUGUUCACCAUCGCGGGCGUGUCCGGCGCCCAGGGCUCGCCGCGGGUCACCUUCCAAAACAUCGCCCCCAAGCCGGCGCCGCCCCCGCCCGGGGGUCUGGCGGCGACGACGGCGACCGGCGCCGCCGUCCCGCACGCUCAGCCGCCGCAGGGCGUGGUCAUGGUGGGCGCCACCCAGCAGCAGAGCCCCGCCUACACGCCCGCCCUCCACCAGAUCGUCCUGGCCAACCCCGGCGCGGCCCAGACGCUCCCGACGGCGGGGCCGCCCGGCUCCCCCUCGGGCCCCUGCCCCCCCGCGGCCGCCCCGCCCCACCCACCACCCCACGGCCAGCUGCAGCCGCCGCAGACGGUCAGCCACAUGCUGUCCCUGAAGCGGCAGCAGCAGCAGCAGCAGCAGCAGCUCCAGGUCGUGGCCCAGCCGCCCCCACCUACCUCCGCCGAGUCCAGCUUGAUCAAACAGCUUCUGCUUCCAAAGCGGGGUCCCAGCACCCCGGGGGGGAAGCUCAUCCUCCCGGCCCCCCAGGUGCCCCCGCCCGCCGCCGCCGCCGCCGGAGGCCCGACGGCGCCCGCCCAGCAGGUGGUCUACCAGGCCAGCUACACUGCCCAGUGCCCCCCGCCCCCACAGCAGCCCCAGCAGCUCAGCAUGCAGCUGGUCCCGGGGCCCCUCCAGGCCGGCGGCGGCGGGGGGGCCCCCCUCCAGGCGGUGCAGCUGCUCCCGGGCCAGGUGCUCUCGGCCGGGAGCCCGGGGGCCGCCACCGUCAUCCAGGGCCCCGCGGCGGGGGGGCAGGUCACCUUCACGGUGGUCCCCGGCACGGGCUUCACCACGUCGGCCGCCGCCGCCGCCGUCAGCCAGGGCGCCGUGGCGCCGGGCGUGUCCCCGCCCCCGUUCCCCGCGGGGUCGACGCCCUACCGCGCGCCGGCCACGCCGCCGCCGCCCCCUCCCCCGGCCCCGGGCCCGCUGAGGGGCGACAAGAUCAUCUGCCAGAAGGAGGAGGAGGCCAAGGACGCGGCGGGGCUGCACCUCCACGAGCGGAGGAUCGAGGUGAUGGAGAACUCGUCGGUGGCCGACGGCGGCUCCUCCAACGGCACGGCCAGCAACGGGGAGCUGGCCCCGCCCGGCGCCAAGCUCCUGAACGGCAGGAAGUGCGCCGAGGCGGGCCUGCCGUCGCACCACUCAGGGAUCGGCACGGCGGCGCCCAACGGGCCGGCGGUGGCGGGGGCCAACGGGAGGCCGGCUCCGGGGGACGGCGGCAAGACGCUGGUGAACGGCGUGUGCGACGUGGAGCGCGACGGCUGGCGGGCGGCGGCGUCCCACAACAAAAACAUUCCAAAUCACGUGGCUUCCAGACAGUACGUGGGGAACGGGGAGGUGGGCGCGUCAGGGCCCGGCUCCCCCCUCCCCGGCCCCCAGCAGGACGCGGCCAAAGUCCCGCAGGCGGAGCGGCUGGCCAACGGGCCCCCGGCGGCCGCCAACGGCCCCACGGGGCCCGGCCACGCCCUCCCUGCCCUGAGACAGCGGCUGCUCCCCAACGCCCCCCUCCCCCCCACCGCCGCCAUCACUGUUACCUCCCAGGGGCCCGCGCCGCCGCCUGCCAACGGCCUGGCCCCCGAGCCCCGGGGCCUCAAGCGGCCCUCGGGCCCCGAGGACUGGCCCCCGGUGGUCCCCAGUAAGGUGGGCGUGCGGAUCAUCACCAUCAGCGACCCCAACAACGCGGGCAGCACCGCCACCAUGGUGGCGGUGCCCGCGGGAACGGACCCAAGCACAGUAGCCAAAGUAGCAAUAGAGAAGGCCUCUCUGCAGAGGACCUGCUCACCCCCACAGGCAGCUGGCCCCCCGCUCGGCGGCCCCCCCCCCGCCGCCCCCGUCCCGGCAGGCAGCCCCGGCCCCCCCCCUGCCGCCGCCCCGGAGCCCAUCAGGAAAGCAGGGCAGAACUUCAAGUGUCUGUGGCAGUCGUGUAAACGGUGGUUUGAGACGCCGUCGCAGGUGUUCUACCACGGGGCCACGACCCACGGCAGCAAGGAGGCCUACCGGGGCCACUGUCUGUGGGAGGGCUGCGAGCCCUUCCCCCGGCAGAGACUCUCCUUCGUGACCCACCUCCAGGAUAAACACUGUUCCCGGGACGCGCCUGCAGGGUUGAAGCUGGAGGAGCAGUCCCAGAACAGCCCCAAUCCCAACGCUUCCCAGUAAGACCCCCCGGUGGCCAGCAGCACCCCGCCCACGCGGCCCCAGAAAGCUAUCGUCAAUCACCCCAGCGCUGCCCUCAUGGCCCUGCGCCGGGGGUCCCGCAACCUGGUCUUCAGGACUUCACCGUGAGUACCCCCCCCCCCCCAGAACAUGAUGUCACCCCGUUAGUGUUGGCGGUGUUAACGUGGAUGUGCUCUGUAUAAAGGUUUUAGAGGAUCUAUAAAGAGGGGAUCAGGCUAAUAAAUCAACCCCAGUUCUAAAGUUUUAAUAUCGGCAGAACAUUUACGCCGAUGUAUAUCGGUGGAGGUUAAAGAAGGCGGGGCCAGUUAAGACCAUGUGGUCCCCACCGAUACCAACCUCCUAGAGCAACGCGUCUGAGUGAACAACCCCCGUCUGUAGGGAGGCCUGGUGACUGCUCAGACGACUACAGCACUACUUUAUCUACAGUCUGAACGAGGGAUGAUGACCGUUUGACCGAUGGUUGACCGUAUCAACGUUAACCGAUCAAUCUCGUCGCUUGUCGGUUAAAAACAAAAAUUGGGGUCAGAGUGGACUGUGGAGUGUGUUGGUUUCACUUCACACAAAAAGUUGAUCAGAUGAGGUGACCGAUUGGAAGUCGGACGGACACUUCUUAACAAGUCUUAAAUAUUCCCGCAUGCGAGCGGCGGAGAAUAUGAUCUCUAAAUGAUUAUGGACAGUAGACUAAGACUACAGUUGGCCAUCUCAUUCCAAGAUAUUUUUGUGUGAAGUGAAAAAAAUUAUCCCUCACACAAAUUUUUUCCGUCUCCUCCAAACUAAACAAGCGGCGUCUCUUCGGAGCUGUCAUUUUCAUAACGAGCCGCGGCAAUGUUUCAAAUGAGUUCCUAACGCUGCCCUCCUUGGGAUUGGCCCCUGGUGAGUCCCCUUGCAGGGUCUCAGCCAGGUGGGCGUUCGGGCCCGCUCUCCACACGCGGUGAACUUGCAGUUAAUUCAAACACGGGUCGUGCCG